Messenger RNA from Trichoderma citrinoviride, 702 nucleotides. RefSeq lists its product as hypothetical. The coding region runs from base 1 to 702 and encodes 233 amino acids. The record is from RefSeq and is a predicted model, not a curated record. NCBI's taxonomy places the organism in Eukaryota, Fungi, Ascomycota, Sordariomycetes, Hypocreales, Hypocreaceae. The transcript has 2 exons.
AUGAGCUUGAGCGGGUCGCGGCCGCUGCGGGGCGGGUGCCAAUGCGGCCGGAAUCGUUACAUCAUUGCCAUUCCGGAGAACGGCAUUCAGGAGGCGCAGGUCUUGUUCAACACUGAACCACAGCAUCAAAUCCCCCUGGCGACGCCGCUGGCCGCGUACAUCCGGGUGCCGCUCUCAUGGUACCACAGCACCACCUACGCCUUCUUCCCCGACGAGACGCACGCCAUGAUCCGGCGGGUGUACACGCACCCGAGCCAGGACUACUCCAAACGCCACUUCUGCGGCUUCUGCGGCACGCCCCUGUCCUACUGGUCCGAGGAGCCGCGCAGCGAGGCCGACUUCAUCAACCUGACGCUGGGCAGCCUGCUGCGCGAGGACAUUCGCGACCUCGAGGACCUGGGCCUGAUCCCCGACGACGACAUGGAGCCGGCCGACCAGCCGCCGGCCAACAAGCGGAGCGCCGCCCUGCGCCAGUCGUUUGGCGUGCCCUGGUUCGAGACGCUGAUUGAGGGCUCGCGCCUGGGCAGCAUGCGCCGGAGCUACGGCGCCCAGCGGUCGCGCGACGGGCAGGCGAGCAUCGAGUGGGAGAUUGUCGAGUUUUCGGACGGCGGCGGAGAGAUGGACUUGGGGGGAGGGGAUGACGACGCGGCGCUGCAGCAGACGGGCAAGAGGAAGCAUCACGAGGUUUCACGGGGCGUUUGA